AUGUCAGGCUACGACUUCUCCCCUCUGUACCACGCCGCCCACCUCGCCUUCUCCCCGGGCUCCACCUUCCUCGCCACAGCUCACGAAAAGCGAGUGAUUAUUCGCUCCACAAACAACCUCGCCAUCGUGCGCGCAUGGCACCUCGCCUCGCUCGCACCGUCGGACUUGGUCAGCUCGGUCCAGUGGUCCGAUGAUGGGCUGUACAUCCUCGUUUUCUCGAGGAGUGCAGGAGUAGCUUGGGUGUUAGGCCUGGGAGCUGUCGGAGAAGGGGAGGAUGGUGAAGUGGCCAAGAUCAUGGGAGGUGGUGUAGAGGGGUUAGAGAGGGUCGAGUGGGCCAAGGGAGGGAGAGAGGUUCUUGCGUGGGGAGAACAUGGGCUGAAGCUUCUGAUCUACACAUUGUCCACUGGGCAGACCAGCGCCAUACAGGAUCCCAAGGCUUCCACUGGAUGUCAUAAAUACUCGCCUGAUCAUCGGUAUCUUGCUGUAGCCGAACGUCACUCAGGUAAGGAGAGUGUCGGGCUGUACGACACUGCCGAUGGCUAUGCCCUCGUCCGUAACUUUAGUCUACAAGCUAGCGACGUCCAGAACAUCAGCUGGAGCCCAUGUGGUCGUUUCAUUGCUGUUGUGGAUAGCCACUUAUCCUAUUCGGUAUACAUCCACUCGCCGAUCGGUCCCCUCCUCACACACUUCUCACAUCUCUCCCCAACAUACUCUCCUACCCCAUCAGCAUUAUCCACGACCCCAUCCGGGCCUUCGUCAGCCGCAACGAUCAUACACGAAGACCCGGGACUGGGUAUCCGACACCUGGAGUGGGUGCCUGGAGGGCAGUAUCUGCUACUGUUGGGCUGGGAUGGGAAGGUGCGCGUACUGGAAGCUGAGGAGUGGCGGUGUAUGGCCGUCCUGAAUGGCGGAAUGCCUAAAGUUGGGAAGAAUGUGACUGUCUGGCGAGAACCUGAGGGAUGGAUCAAGGACACGCGGGGAAGAGGUAUUGUACAGUUUGACCAGACACCUUUCAACUCGCCCUUACCGAGUCCUACCUCAUCUGCUGUCGGCGCAUAUUCGACGCCCUCGUCCCCCUUGCCACUCUCCAUCUCACCCUCAGGCCGGCAUUUCCUCCUCCUACCGCCCAAUCAGCCCACAGUCAUGCACAUCUACACCCUCAUCCCUGCCCCAGGCGCCGCUCCGUCAAUCAAGCACAAAGCUGCCGUAGUGUUCUCGCGGAACAUACGGAGUGCGCGUUGGGCUUCGGGCGGGAAAGAGCGGGUCGGGGUCGUCUGUCGGAGCUCUGGGGGUAAGGGACAGGCUGGUACAGCUUUAGGCGGGGGAGGCGUCUACAUAUGGGACGAAGAGGGCUGGGAGAAUGAAGGCGAGACAAAUGGAGAGGAGGGAGGGGCGAGGGGAGGGGUCAUGGAGGGUGUCGGAAUACCAAACGGCGCCGGCUUCCACAUGAACGGCUUGCAGUUCUCGCCUGACGGAACAACGCUCGCUCUACAGUCAAAGGGAGAGUUCUGCUUGAUGUACGAUACGGAGGAUGACGCCGAGGAUGUAAAAGGCGGAGCCAAGGCAGGUGACGAUGGCGCACAGAAGGGGUGGGAGACCGAGGGGUUGAGCUUCGUGCGAGAGGAAGAGGAGGAAGAUGAUGGCCGGUGA
Molecule: messenger RNA, 1650 nt
Organism: Dioszegia hungarica
Lineage: Eukaryota; Fungi; Basidiomycota; Tremellomycetes; Tremellales; Bulleribasidiaceae
Exons: 8
Coding region: 1-1650 (549 amino acids)
Biological process (GO): protein localization to mitotic spindle pole body; microtubule anchoring at mitotic spindle pole body; mitotic sister chromatid segregation
Cellular component (GO): microtubule organizing center; MWP complex; mitotic spindle
Molecular function (GO): protein binding
Source: RefSeq, a predicted model, not a curated record